AAAUGUGAUAGUUGACUGCUCUCUGGUAGCUUCCGUCUCUUAGCAUUGUCCCUUACCGCACUUCGCGACGUCCCUCACCUCACCUCAAUAUUCCUACAUAAACCCCGCCAUCCCCCGCAACAGCAACGAUGGCUCCCAAGGGCAAGCAACAAUCCCAAAAGCAAGCGGCUUCAAAACCACCUCCGCCAACAGAGUACAAGACUAUCGGCGAAAAGCGACGUGCGGAAUACCUUGCUUCUAGGCCUCUACAGGUUCUGCAUGAUACGAAAGGCUGGGACGGGCUCACGGCUGCGGAAAAGACUGCAUACUCUACGUUUGCGCUGCUAGAAUCUGAGGCCUACACAACCUGGAGCGCACCACUACAGAAGGAUUUCCUAAAGCUUGUUGACCAGCUCAAGAUCUCACAACCACUACCGGAGCCAUAUCCGCUAGGCAAAGACAGGAGGGGAAAUAAUAUCGAGGAUUAUACGAUUCCGCAGUACGAGGCGUGGAAGGAGGACGAGGAGAAACUGAGGAUACUGAAAUGGGAGAGUGAGACCUUUAGAGAGAAGUGGGCGAAACAGCAUUACAAACCUAGUACGGAGCCGAGUAGCGCCGACAAGGACUAUAUCAAGAAGUGCAUCUGGGAGCCGGAAACUACGGAUUUGGAUUUUGAGAAGGUCAACGAGGAGACACUACGACCUUUGACGGAAGAAGAUAGGCUGGACGAACAGAAGCGCAGAGCUGAGAUUGUUAAAAUGGAAUCGGGAAAGCAGGUUGGCAGAUAUGAGGGAGAUCCGACUUGGGAUGAUGUGACGCCCAUUCCACAAGACGAUGGGAAGAACCCAUUAGCAGCAAUUGCCUACACCGACGAGUAUGCGGAAGCCAUCGCCUACCUCCGCGCCGUCAUGGCAUCCAAAGAGCACUCCCCGCGCACCCUAGCACUAACAUCCCACAUCAUCAGCCUCAACCCCGCCCACUACACCGUCUGGCUCUACCGGGCGAGCACUCUCUUCGCGCUAACCUUCACUCUCUCUGACGAGCUCGCCUGGCUCAACGAAGUGGCGCUUAACAACCAAAAGAACUACCAGAUCUGGCACCACCGCCAGCUCCUGAUCGAUAACCUCUACCCCACCAUCUCCGCCGAUCGCGAAAAGGUGCUAGAGCUCGCGAGGGAGGAGAUCGCGUUCCUGACGCAGAUGUUUGCGGAGGAUAGCAAGAAUUACCAUGUUUGGUCAUACCGCCAAUAUCUCGUGAGGAAACUGGAUUUGUUCCCGAGUCAGUGUCAGGACCCCGGGGAGCUGGGAGCGGUGGAGAGGUUGAUUGAGGAGGAUGUGAGGAAUAACUCCGCCUGGUCGCAUCGGUUCUUCCUCGUGUUUUCGGAUCCGGGGAACUCGACUGAGGGGUCCAAGGCUACGGAGGUUGAUCCCAAAAUCCCGGCUGAGAUCCUGGACCGCGAGAUUAGGGUCGCGGAGAACGCGAUCUAUCUUGCGCCGCAGAACCAGAGUCCGUGGAACUUCCUGCGCGGCGUGCUGAGGAAGGGGGGGAGGGAGUUGAAGUCUGAGGAGGGGUUUGCGGGAGAGUUUGUUAAACUUGGAGACGCGGAGGAGGAGGUGAGGAGCUCGCAUGCGUUGGAUUUUUUGGCUGAUGUGUGGGCGGAGAAGGGGGAGAAGGAGAGGGCCGAUAGGGCGCUGAGGUUGUUGGGGGAGAAGUAUGAUGGGGUGAGGAAGAAUUAUUGGGAGUGGAGGAGGGCGGCGCUGGGGGAGGUAAAGGCAUAAGUGUUGGGG
This is a messenger RNA of Pseudogymnoascus verrucosus, 1766 nucleotides long. It is a transcript of the gene RAM2, whose product is annotated as CAAX geranylgeranyltransferase alpha subunit. NCBI's taxonomy places the organism in Eukaryota, Fungi, Ascomycota, Leotiomycetes, Thelebolales, Thelebolaceae. Gene Ontology annotation, biological process: protein farnesylation; protein geranylgeranylation. Gene Ontology annotation, cellular component: CAAX-protein geranylgeranyltransferase complex; cytoplasm; protein farnesyltransferase complex. Gene Ontology annotation, molecular function: protein farnesyltransferase activity; CAAX-protein geranylgeranyltransferase activity. The record is from RefSeq and is a predicted model, not a curated record. The coding region runs from base 129 to 1757 and encodes 542 amino acids. The transcript is spliced from 3 exons.